UCGGUAUAUGUUUUCGAGUUUUAUUUCAGCUAAAGUUUUAUUUUCUCUUUCAGUUUAAAUCAUGUAGUAAAAAGUGCAUAAAUGUUGAGUAAGUGUGUGUUAAAGGGAAACGUGUGUGUGUCUGGGUGUGUGUGUGUGAGAGUGUUUGUGUGGUUGGUCACUUUCCAUACACUUUUGCAAACAUUUGUUUUUUAGUGUUUGAAGACAAAACAUGGAUUUUCUUUACACACAGCCCGUGUCGUCUAUCAUCUCAACAUCUCCGAUAGCGGAAGAGGAGGAUGAAGACCUGAACAAAGCUUUGGGUGUUGAGAGAUUUCAGCAGAUUCUCAGUCCGACUUCGCGUGAGCCUAACGAGCACCGACACUACAGCGAGGAGGACUUCCUGUAUCAUCGUCAUUCUUCACAUCACACCCGUCACCCGUUUUCUAAACACACCGAUGGCCGGAAAAAGAAGACUGGGAAAAAGAAAAAGGGUAAAGACGCACACCUGAGUGUUGAUCUCAGUGUGCAGGAAGAAGAGGAAGAGGAAGAAAAGCACAGUGACAAACCUGAGGGUGAGAAGCAGGAUGGUGUGCAGUUCUUCCUGUACGAUGACGAGGUUUUCCGUGUGGAUAGAGAAAACGCAGCGGAGAACAAACCCACUCCUACAGCAACACACACAGACAAUGCUACUGCAGAUGGGAAGCUCACACACCCUGAGACUGAAACACACAAUGACAACACAACAGUGACUAACUCCUCUAAGCACCAAAUUGUGACCAUCAACCCAAGCUCUGUGACAUUUCACCCCAGCGCUUUGACCUCGUCCAGUCCGACAGGAAACAUGACAGGAAACGAGAGCACAAAAUACGAGAGGAUUCCUGCAGACGAGGCAGAGACACAAGCGCUUGGCUCAGCCAACUUGGAUGACAUUAAGACUCACCGUUUCGAGGAUGUUCCUGCUGUGAGGAGACACCUGAUGAGGAAAAGCACCAAAUCCACCAUAGUGCACAUCAAUAAAGAUCACGCUGAGCCGAGCACACGCAGUCGCAAAGUCGACCGCACACCACACGAGGUGUUUGUAGAGCUGAAUGAGCUGAUCGUAGAUAAGAACCAGGAGCUGCAGUGGCGAGAAACAGCACGCUGGAUUAAGUUCGAGGAGGACGUAGAGGAGGAAACACACCGCUGGGGAAAACCACACAUCGCCUCACUCUCCUUCCGUAGUUUACUGGAGCUUCGCAAAACUAUAGCACAUGGCACAGUGUUGCUGGAUCUAGAACAGAAAACAUUAGCUGGAAUUUCUCACCAAGUCGUUGAGCAGAUGAUCAUCAGUGACCAGAUCAGAGCUGAAGACAGAGCAAAUGUACUAAGAGCAUUACUGCUGAAACACAGUCACCCGUGUGAUGAAAAAGAUCACAGCUCAUUCCCUAGAAACAUCUCAACAGCCAGUCUCGGUUCAUUAAUCUCUCAUCAUCACCAUCAUCAUCACCAUCAUCAUCAUCAGACAGAGAUGUCUGUCACCGAGCCGCUGAUGGGGAACACAAACACAAAACACGACAACACACAGCACACACACCCUGAUACAGUUGAGAAGGAAGCGACUAUGGCUGCUGGCAUGCACAGAUCAAAAUCUAAACACGAGCUCAAACUGCUGGAGAAAAUUCCAGAAAAUGCAGAAGCCACAGUGGUACUUGUUGGUAGCGUUGACUUCCUGGACCAGCCCACUAUGGCUUUUGUUCGCUUGGAGGAAGCUGUGUUACUGGACUCGGUUCUGGAGGUUCCGGUUCCUGUGCGGUUCCUCUUUAUUUUACUGGGACCAAACACCUCCAGCAUGGACUACCACCAGAUCGGACGCUCAAUUUCAACACUGAUGUCUGAUAAGUUGUUCCACGAAGCUGCGUAUCUGGCUGAUGAUCGUCAAGACCUUCUGAAUGGCAUCAACGCUUUCCUGGACUGCAGCAUUGUACUUCCUCCAUCUGACUUUGGGGGUGAAGACCUGUUGCGCUCCAUCACUCAGUUCCAGAGAGACAUGCUCAGAAAACGAGAGGAACAGGAAAUCAACAUGAUGAAAAAUGAGCAGAAGAGCCCAGAAGAGAAAGAGUCUCUGUUGGCACUCCCUGACCGUGGUGAAGACGACGACCCCCUGAAGCGUUCAGGACGACCUUUUGGAGGUUUAGUCCGAGACGUGCGACGCAGAUACCCGAAAUACAUCAGUGACUUCACAGAUGCUCUGAACCCGCAGUGCAUGGCAGCCAGCAUAUUUAUUUAUUUCGCUGCUCUUUCUCCUGCCAUCACGUUUGGAGGGCUGCUGGGUGAGAAGACAGAGGGUCUGAUCGGUGUAUCAGAGCUCAUCAUUGCUACAUGUAUACAGGGAGUGCUAUUUUGCCUGUUGGGAGCACAACCACUGCUGGUGGUCGGAUUCUCCGGACCGCUAUUAGUGUUUGAGGAAGCCUUCUAUACGUUCUGUAAGAGCAACGAUUUGGAGUACCUGGCAGGUCGGGUCUGGAUUGGGUUCUGGCUCAUCAUAAUAGUGGUGCUCAUGGUAGCGUUUGAGGGAAGCUUCCUGGUUCGAUUCGUCUCUCGUUUCACUCAGGAGAUUUUCUCGUUCCUGAUCUCACUCAUUUUCAUCUACGAGACAUUCUUUAAACUCUUCAAGAUAUUUAAGGAACACCCACUGAAGCGCUGCUCGCUCCUCAACGAAUCCAUGUUAAAUGACUCUGAGAGCUCACUGGUAAGCUCACUGGAAGAGAAUUUUAUAUCCAACUCAUCAGCAUCAAACAGCAGUUCAGUGGUGACGGAGAGGAUCGUCGGCGAGCCGAACACAGCCCUGCUGUCUCUGGUCCUCAUGGCAGGAACGUUCUUCAUCGCGUUUUACUUGCGCAAAUUCAAGAACAGCGCCUUCUUUCCAGGCAGGCUGCGGAGGGUGAUUGGAGAUUUCGGUGUUCCCAUCGCCAUCUUCAUCAUGGUGCUGGUGGAUUACAGUGUUCAGGAUACCUACACGCAAAAGCUGAGCGUUCCUUAUGGUUUCUCUGUGACGAGCCGUACGAAAAGGACCUGGAUUAUUAACCCUCUCGGCUCUAAAAACUCAUUUCCUAUCUGGAUGAUGGCAGCCAGUGUACUUCCUGCACUACUUGUGUUUAUUCUCAUAUUUAUGGAGACACAAAUCACCACGCUGAUCGUGAGUAAAAAGGAGAGAAUGCUGGUUAAAGGUUCAGGUUUCCACCUGGACCUUCUGCUGAUUGUGUGUGUUGGUGGAACUUGCGCUUUGUUCGGCUUACCCUGGAUGGCGGCCGCGACUGUCAGGUCCGUCACGCACGUUAACGCGCUAACUGUGAUGAGCAAUGCCGUUGCCCCUGGCGACAAGCCUCGAAUUCAAGAGGUCAAAGAGCAAAGAGUCACAGGACUGUUGGUGGCCUUGUUAGUGGGUCUCUCUAUCGUGAUUGGUAAAGUGUUGAGUCUGAUUCCUCUCGCUGUGCUGUUUGGGAUUUUCCUUUAUAUGGGUGUCAUGUCACUCAACGGUAUUCAACUCAGCGAAAGAAUGAAACUGCUGCUAAUGCCAACUAAAUACCACCCAGACGAAAUCUACGUCCAUAAGGUGCGGACGCUGCGCAUGCACCUCUUCACUGGGGUGCAGUUGGUGUGUUUGGCCAUUUUGUGGGUGGUCAUGUCGACGGCAGCAUCACUCGCUUUCCCCUUCGUCCUUAUUCUGACCGUCCCGCUAAGGAUGUUCGUCUUACCACGGAUAUUUAACCCACGUGAGAUGCAGUGUCUUGAUGGCGAUGACGCCGAGCCCACGUUUGAUGAGAAAGAGGGCGUGGACGAGUACACAGAGAUGCACAUGCCCGUGUGAUAUUCACCUCCGCUUAUUACACUCAUCUUCUUCUUCUUUCUGUCCAUUCAUGCACAGUGGGAUUUAACUCAUGUCGAUUUCACUGCCAGUAGAAAUAGGAGUGAAGAAAGCGCUGCUGCUCAGUCUUAAUCUGUAAGAUCACAAAAGUUCAAAUGUUAUAUUCCAUUUCAUCUCGUGCUUUGUUGCCAUGACAACAAUACAUUUACAUAUCGAAACGAAAAAACUAGGCGACUUAGAACCAGCGCAACCAACAAGCCGCUGCCCAACAAAGUAUUACCAAGUAAUACAUUAAUAUUAACAAUUAAGAAAAUAUUGAAUGUAUUUUAAUAUAUUUGAAUUUAUUUGAAUCUAAUGUUAUGGUGUUGAUUAAGGGUCUGUGUGUGUGUAUGUGUGUGUAACAUCAAAUAAAUGGUGUUACGUCUUUGUUGCCAAUAAUAAUUAAAUUGUUAGCAGUUUAGUUUGUAAGAUAACAAAGAAGACAAAUUAACUACGACUUAUUAGCCUUAGACAUAGUUUUGGUGCAGGACUCCACCCCUUUGCUGUCAAUAAUUAGUAACCAAAGCUUCCCCGGUUGAAUUAUUUUAAUAUAGAGAUUAUGAACAGAAUUUGUCUAAUAAAAUUGUUUUUAAAUUAUGUUUUAAAUAUAUAGGUAGCUGGUUUUCAGUCAGUAUUCUUUUUCAUAUAUUACUGUAAACAACAACAUAGUAAGUUUAUUUUCCUAAUUUCUAUAUGGCAAAGAUCCUAAACCUGAGGUAUGUUGGGUUUAUGCUGAUACAAGAUGAUUUUUUUUCUUCCAUUAACAAGGAAAAUACUGUAUAAUUUUGAAGCAAGCAAAUGGGAGUCUAUUAGCAGCAUCUAGCAUAGCCUGCUAGCCUAACCUUCUCAUCUAAAUUAGCAUUAAAUAAUAACGUGACUGAAAGUGACUGAAAUGGUCUUAUGCUUUUAGCUAAUAUUUACUUUAAAACAAUCCUUAAGCCUUGUGACUCAUAGUAUGGUUAAAUUAUUACAGACGCCCAUGACACUACAACUAUAGCUACAUUGAACUAGUAGCAGCACAUCUAAUAAUGGUUUUAAUCAUUUAGUAACAUAAUGCUAAUUAAGGAUAAACAGUAUCCGUCACUUCAGUUGUUUGGGGUUUAAUAUUACAUUGAGUAUAUCAAAGAGUGUGAAAGUGUGUAUGAAAGUCAGCAAGUUACAGUGUUAGCUGUCCAGGUUGUGCACUGUAGCUGAUGUUUAAUUCUUACAGUGAUCGCCUCUAAACUUAUUGAAUACCUUAUUUUAUUUAAGAUUUUACGUUUUUUAGAUAAUGGCUAGCUAUGAGUUAGCUAGCUAACUUGCCAUAGAUCUAUUCAUGAUGCUAUCUAGCAUUUCAGGUCCAUGAUAGCUAUUAUUAUUAUUAUUAUUAUUAUUAUUAUUAUUAUUAUUAUUAUUAUUAUUAUUAUUAUUAAUGCAAGGCAAUCAUGGUGGUAAAAGACAAGUACAAUCUUUAAUUUGUGUUUAUUUUAUUAACCAACACAACAUUUUGUUUUCUCUUGUCUGUUAUAGCACUAAGAAAUGGAAUUUUUUGUGUUUUUAUUUUAAUACAAAAAUGAUGAAAUAUGUGUUCAUUCCUGUUUUGUUUCUGUUAUAAAUAAAUAUAUCAUUAUUUUCA
Tachysurus vachellii is the source of this 5480-nucleotide messenger RNA. Its product is annotated as anion exchange protein 2-like. The record is from RefSeq and is a predicted model, not a curated record. NCBI's taxonomy places the organism in Eukaryota, Metazoa, Chordata, Actinopteri, Siluriformes, Bagridae. Gene Ontology annotation, biological process: monoatomic anion transport; transmembrane transport; bicarbonate transport. Gene Ontology annotation, cellular component: plasma membrane; apical plasma membrane; basolateral plasma membrane. Gene Ontology annotation, molecular function: monoatomic anion transmembrane transporter activity; solute:inorganic anion antiporter activity. The transcript has 22 exons. The coding region runs from base 212 to 3829 and encodes 1205 amino acids.